GAAGUCCCCUUUUCACAGUAAGUGCUGUCGGAGGGAGAGUUUUUCUCGCCAUUGUGGAUGUUGUGAGGAGCAUGGCGUUCUAGGGACGAGAGCACUUCCCAGUCUGUUCGCGGGUCAAUAUCACCUUUGCAGCUUUUGACUCAGAUGCCUGUAUAUGUUAAUCUUGCAUGCUUCUCCAGAGGUGUGGGGGAAGGGGUUGUUAGUGGGUCCGAAUAGUGACAUGGAGUUACAAACGAGAGCGAGGUACCUCCAACAAACUUGAUUUCUUCGCUGGCGAUCAUCUCGCAGAAACUUGGUAGCAUACCUGCCGGACACUCUCAUCUCCCAUCUCACACCACACAAAGCCUCAAGAUCUCAAUUGCUACCUUAUCCAAGAUGGAUCUUCCUUCAUCUCACUCCACUCAACCCUUUAACUCCUCAUUCAAACCUUAUCCAAGAUCAUUUCCCUCUCAUUAUACCCUUUCCUCGUUUUCGGUUCCUCCCGACUGCGCAUCUAUCCCCGUCUAUUUACCCACCCUCCCGGGCCAUCCCCUCCCCAUUGUCUCUCAAAAUACUCAUCCCAUCAUCUCAUCUCAUCUCCCAACACUAACCCUCUUCUAUCCGCCUCUUUCCGUCCCCGUCCAACCUCGGUCAAACUCUAACUCUAACCCUAUUUUCAUCCACAAUAUAUACAAGCUGCACCUCAUCUCAUCAAGUUUGAACAUCAAAUUAACCUUGAGUUCCAUUGCAUCUGCACUUGCAGUCAAUAUAAUAUAUUUCCAUGACGCCACCAUCACUCCCUACUCACCCCAAUCUCUUGAUUCUAUUCUUUCUCUCUUGAAUGGAAGCGAAUGCAACCCAAUGCAAGCGAUUCAAUUACAUUCGAUUAAUUCUGCGCGGGAUACCCCACGCCCGCACACCUCCUUUCCACCGCCUCAAAUCAGCCUAAACCCCACACCCUUCAAUCAACCAACUUUCCCCAGCUGCCCUCCCCUUCCACCCAACUCAAUGACGCCCGGUAUCUCGGUGCGUGGCCGGAAGACCUCGAAUGCGGCCUGGCAAGCCGUAAGAUCGGCCUGGUUGGGCAUGAAGACUAGAUGACCCCGGUCUGAUACCCACUGCAGAAACUCCUCUGCUCCACGUGGCGGGAGGGAUCACCAUCUAUCUAUCUAUUUUUGCCUGCCUCCAUUGGCACAAUGUCCACGGCCUCCAAACUCCCUUACCUGCUUAUUGGAAGAAUACAGGCAUUCGGUAUUAAGGCACCAGGAGGAGGAGGUCAGGGUCAAAUCUGGAAUCUGGGCUACGUUUAGAUUCAGGGUGCGAUAUGAGACGAGACGUUU
This is a messenger RNA of Hyaloscypha bicolor E, 1319 nucleotides long. RefSeq lists its product as uncharacterized. Lineage: Eukaryota; Fungi; Ascomycota; Leotiomycetes; Helotiales; Hyaloscyphaceae. The transcript is spliced from 2 exons. Bases 376 to 1080 code for a protein of 234 amino acids. The record is from RefSeq and is a predicted model, not a curated record.